This is a messenger RNA of Aureobasidium namibiae CBS 147.97, 2244 nucleotides long. RefSeq lists its product as uncharacterized. Lineage: Eukaryota; Fungi; Ascomycota; Dothideomycetes; Dothideales; Saccotheciaceae. The transcript is spliced from 2 exons. The coding region runs from base 1 to 2244 and encodes 747 amino acids. The record is from RefSeq and is a predicted model, not a curated record. Gene Ontology annotation, biological process: protein ubiquitination; mitotic cell cycle checkpoint signaling; ubiquitin-dependent protein catabolic process. Gene Ontology annotation, cellular component: nucleus. Gene Ontology annotation, molecular function: ubiquitin-protein transferase activity; metal ion binding; protein binding.
AUGGCAGACGGAGCGAGUGAAGGAGGGCGCGACUUGGACCUGGAGAAGGAGUUGUCGUGUUCGAUCUGCACCGACGUCCUCUACCGGCCUCUGACGCUGCUCGACUGUUUGCACAGCUUUUGCGGAAGUUGUUUGAAAGAAUGGUUUGCAUGGCAGGCCUCAUCCAAGGGUCAUGUGUAUUCAUGCCCAGCAUGUCGAGCUGUCGUACGGGAUACCAGGCCGAAUGCAACCCUCAGCACGCUGCUCGACAUGUUUUUACAGGCCCACCCUGACAAAGGCAAGACGGCACAAGAGAAGCUGGAUAUGGACAAGACAUACAAGUCUGGAGACAACGUCAUACCGCCAGUAGACCUAGGUCAGGUAUCCGAAGACGAAGACGACGAGGAAGAGCAACAGAUGCUGGCUCAGGUGCGCGAGCUGAGUCUUAACGACGUGGGCCUCGGAAGUCGCUCUACUGCUGCUGAGCACCAGAGGCAGGCACACCGCUCUCGCCAUCGUGAUGACUCGCCUCGCUCAGCCCAGGUCGAUGCUCUUUCGCAUCAAUCUAGUAUACGCUCGCUCCUGAGCCAGUCUGACAUGGACCUGGGUGAUAUGGAAGAUGAGAUUAUGCGUCAUAUCAUUGACCAUGGCCUUCUGGACGGUGUCGAUCUCAACAAUCUGACUCCGGAACAGGAAGAUGCUAUCACUGAUUCCAUUGCACGAGCGUAUCGCUCUCGUCGCCGUCAAGACCGCCGUGAUCGUCAUCACAAUCGUGAUCGCUCUGCUGCUCAUCCCUCUCCAAGACCUUCGGCUCAUCAUCAUUCUCCUCACACCUCAUCACACAGGCACUCUCCUUCAUCAUCAGCCCACCGCCGGACUACAUCGACUACUACCACAUUUAGCCCUCGUGCCUCAACUCCAAUUGAAGCCCAGCCCUCCGCCACUAGGCGUCGUGCUGCUUCAGCUAGCCGCUCUCAUCGCAUUGACACCACAUCUGAACGACAUCGUCAUCUAGCGCCUGUGUCUGUUCCAAGGCCCUCGAAUCACAGCUCGCCUGCUUUACCUAUUCCUCCUCGACAAGAGUCAGUAACGGAAGCGCCCGCUCCUUCAAUCAACUGUUCGAGAUGCGAGAAGCCUAAUAUACAACACUCGCUUCAUUAUAACUGCGAGAGGUGCUCCGGAGGCAAUUUCAAUCUAUGUCUUGGAUGCUAUCUCACAGGAAAAGGCUGUCUCAAUUGGUUUGGGUUUGGUCGUACCGCAUGGACUCGGUACCGCCCUCACGCUGAACACGCAGACCAAGAUCCACCUCAUGUUUUAUCAGCCAGAAGAUAUGACAAGAACACUGCGUUUCUGGAGCAAGGUCUGUUUUGUGAUGGCUGUCAAGCUUUCGCGAAUGCUUGUUACUGGCACUGCAAUACAUGCAACGAUGGAGCCUGGGGCUACUGCAAUGUCUGUGUUCAACAAGGCAAACACUGCACCCAUCCACUGGCUUCUGUAGCGCACUCUGACUCUCAGGCACCAAAUCCCUCCCAGCGACACUCGCCAUCAGACCUAUACCCAGCACCACUGACACCCACCAAUACGGCCUUCCACUUUGCCGUCCCAUCAACAUCUAUGCCUCUGCUUCCACACGUACCAGACUCCUCCUCUUACAGCUCCAUAACCCUAACAUCUUACUGCGACAUCUGCCACUACUCCAUACCACCUUCGUACGCACGCUUCCACUGCAACACCUGCAACAAAGGCAACUACGACAUCUGCAAUUCGUGCUACCACUCCAUAGUCAACACCGGCAAGAUAUCACGAGAAAACGGACCUCAAGGCUGGCGUCGCUGCCUCCGUUCCCACCGCAUGAGUGUCAUCGGCCACGAAGACCGCGAACACGGUCCCCACCGUAUAGUCGUACAUGACAUGAUCGGCGGCUGGGCUCUCAAAGACACACCUCUCACCUCUUCCUCAACCUCCACAAACCAAAACCACUGGCGCUGGAAAGAAAACGACGGCAGCACUGCAAAAACAUCCUCUGCGGCUUCUUCAUCGUCAUCGAAAGUCUCCUCUGCAAACGCCUUUCCACCAUCCGGAGGUAUAGGCCUGACAGUCCAAGCACUAUGGUCUUAUUUCCCCGGCGACGGCGUCAAAGAUGAAUUGAGUUUUCCUCGCCAUGCGAUCAUCACAGAGGUGGAAAACAUCAACGGGGAUUGGUUUUGGGGUGUUUAUUGCGGAGAAAAGGGACUGUUUCCUGGUAACUACGUUAGGGUCAUCUGA